Molecule: messenger RNA, 4467 nt
Organism: Iphiclides podalirius (scarce swallowtail)
Lineage: Eukaryota; Metazoa; Arthropoda; Insecta; Lepidoptera; Papilionidae
Source: the annotation of a GenBank genome assembly
AUGAGUGUUAAAAUCAAAUUAGUUUUAUUCGUUAUUUUAGCUAUUAGUGCUAGUGUUAUUGGACAAGAUGCUAUCAUAAACGAAGAAGAAGAAAGAACUGUAAGUGACGUUGAAGCUAAGAUAGAAGAAGGAGUAGAGGAUGAGCAACAAGUGAACGUGGAAGUGUUGGAAGGAACACAACCUGUCGAAGUGAUAUCAGAUUCGGAUACAUUGCAAGUGAGAAAUGGAAAGUAUCAGAUGUCCGAUGACACAGUGGAUGGAGCGGUUCCCGAACUUACCGCCAUAGAUUUCGAUUCAAACGACAUGCAAAAUGAAAGGCAGGUGUUGAAUCCGAGCACAACGGCCAGUACAAACACCGAAUACGCUCACAUCGAUGGCCGCGUGCUGCCCUCCACCACGUACCAGAACAACGGCCAGCCCUACGUGAUCACUCAACAGAGGCUCAAUCAGAUCCGCUCGAACUUCCUCUACUGGUUCUACGACCAAGGCGGCAACGAGAACAUCGGCGACUACCAGCGCGACAUACACACUUCGACGCCCCAGAUCCACAAGAACUUCAACUUCCAGCUACCGUUCUUCGGGUUUCGUUUCAAUUAUACCAGGCUGUCGAUGAACGGUUACAUUUACUUCAGCGACCCACCGGACCACUACACGUAUCCACUGUCGUUCCCCGUUCGGGACUGGCCGACGGUCAACGACCCCUCCUUCAUCGGCAUCUUCUUCAGCAAAUGCCGCAUCGGCAGCCAGAGACCCGAAGACCCCGACCAAAGACGACCGGGCGUAUACUUCAGGAUGGACAGAGACUUGCAGACACGUACGGAUCAACUGGGAGUGGAAAUGAGGGAAAGGCUUACGUGGGACAUCCGUCAAGGUGUCAUAGGUUCAGAAACCUUUUUCCCUAAACACGCCAUCACGAUAACAUGGAAGAAUAUGUCCUUCGCCGGCGGCAUAGACAACUCCUUGUUUGUGACGAAUACGUUUCAAAUGGUGCUUGCAACCGAUGAAGUGUUCACGUACGCGAUUUUCAACUACCUCGAGAUAAACUGGAGCUCGCACACUGAGGCUGGCGGUGACACCACCACGGGCGAAGGCGGGGUGCCAGCAUAUAUUGGUUUUAAUGCCGGAAACGCAACACGGAGCUACGAGUAUAAGCCAUACUCUCAGGCGUCCGUACUUAGAGAUCUUACCGGACGUGGUUGGGCGAACGGUUUUCCUGGAAGGCAUAUCUUUAGGAUCGACGAAAAAAUAUUGAUGGGAACGUGUAAUAAAGAUAUCGACGGCGCCAACCUGCCGCUGAUGUUCGCGCCGGAGAGCGGCAACAUGCUCGGCGGCACGAUAGUGAACAUCACCGGCCCCUGCUUCAACCCCAACGACCGCAUCACGUGCCGCUUCGACACGGAGGCGGUGGUCGGCGCCGUGGUGGACGUGAACCGGGCCAUCUGCGUGCAGCCCCGCUUCUGGCACAACGGCUACGCGAGAUUCGAGAUCGCGAUAAACAACGAGCCCUACAAGUGGAAGGGGAGAUUCUUCGUCGAAACACCGGCGACUGCGACCGAGAAGAUAUUCUUCCCGGACAACGCGAUACACGAACGCAGCCCGCGCGAGAUAAGGAUCACGUGGGACCGCUUCAACCUGACCUCCAACCUGAACGUCCAGCUGCAGAUCAGCCUGUGGGGCUACAAGGAGAUCACGAUCAGGCCCCAGCUGGAGUACAUCGACGUCAUCGAGAGCGGCGUCGCCAACACCGGCGAGUACAUCAUCAACCCCGAGAACUUCCGGAACAGGGACAACAUAAUGCACAACGACAUGCAGUUCGGUUUCAUACAGAUAAAUCUGACCACGCCCGAGGUAUUCAAAGGCGUCUCCAUAUCACCGAUCCUAUGGAGCCGGCCGAUACCUCUAGGCUGGUACUUCGACAAGCAAUGGGAGAGGCUCCACGGCCAACGCUGGCCAAUGUCUAUGUGCAAUAACUGGCUGAGGACGGAUCGUUUCCUCAAGAACUUCGCCUCCCAAGUCUGGAUCUGCCCCUGCACUCUUGAACACGCGCUGCUCGACAAGGGGCGGUUCAUGCCCGACUUGGACUGCGACAAGGACACCAAUCCCACGUGUAGAUACCACUGGGGUGGUAUUCACUGUGUUAGAAGUGGUGCCCCGAGCGCGGAGGGAUCAGGACAACAGUGCUGCUAUGACAAAAACGGCUUCCUUAUGUUGUCUUACGACCAAAUGUGGGGCUCGCGACCUCAAAGAUCCCACGACUUUGGAUUUACGCCCUAUAACGAAGCCAACAAGGUGCCAUCAUUGUCCCAUUGGUUCCACGAUAUGAUUCCCUUCUAUCAAUGCUGUGUGUGGCAAGAAGAGCAAGCUGUUGGUUGCGAGACCUUCAGGUUCGAGCGUCGACCUUCACAGGAUUGCGUUGCUUAUCAGUCGCCAGGAGUUGCGGGAAUAUUUGGCGAUCCUCACAUUAUAACAUUCGAUGACCUACAAUACACCUUUAAUGGCAAAGGUGAGUACGUGCUGGUGCGAGUGGACCAUCCACAGCUGAAGCUAGACGUCCAAGGACGUUUCGAACAAGUGUCUAGGAAUAUAUACGGUCCGGUGAACGCCACGCACCUGACUGCUGUAGUGGCAGCUUCGAACAACUCUGUACCAAUCGAGGUUCGCCUUCGACCUCAGCAUGCCCAAUGGAGAUAUAGACUUGACGUAUUCGCCGACAACAAAAGGGUCUACUUCGAUCGACCGUCUCUUAGAGUACAGUAUUUCCCUGGUGUAACCGUAUACCAGCCAAUGUACAUCCUGAAUCAGUCUGAAAUCGUCAUUAUGUUCUCAUCCGGUGCCGGAAUUGAGGUUGUGGAGAACAAAGGCUUUAUGACGACAAGAGUUUAUCUACCCUGGAAUUAUAUGAACCAAACUCGAGGCUUGUUUGGCAACUGGUCUUUGGACCUCAACGAUGACUUCAUGCGCCCUGAUGGCACCCUGGUCACGGUUGACAUCAAUAACUUCCAGUCAGCUCACAGGGACUUCGCUCAACAUUGGCAACUGACUGAUCGCGAACAGAGGGACAUUGGCGUGGCGAUGUUCGUUAGGGAGUACGGCAGAACCGCCGCUUACUACAACGAUAAUCAGUUCGUACCGAACUUCAUACGCGAGCCCGCCGAUUUUCUACCGGCCAACAGGUCCCAUGAUGUCGCCAGGGCUAUCGAAAUAUGCCAAGACUCCUACCAAUGCCGAUACGACUACGGCAUGACCCUUAACAGGGACAUGGCCGAGUUCACGAAGAAUUAUCUAUCCUCGCUCACAAAUAUCAAGGAGCAAAACGCACGGCGCGUCAUAAGUUGCGGGAUAUUGGAAACCCCGCGUUUUGGAAGGAAGAGCAAUUUCUUCUUCACGCCGGGAACUAGGGUGAACUUUGAAUGCAACCAAGACUUCAUCCUGAUCGGUGACAAUCGACGUGUUUGCGAGGACAGCGGCCGGUGGAAUCUGCCCGACUACGGCUACACAGAGUGCCUUCGUAACCAAGAGUACUCACAACGCGCUCUGUUCUUGACUUGGGGCAUCAUCGUAGCGGUUAUUCUACCAUUAGGCCUCCUUAUUUGCCUCCUCUGGUUCUGGUGUUGCUACAAACCGAAGUCCGAGGGCAAGGAGGCAUUCCGCUUCGAGAACAUUCCACGAUCGAAAUCCGCCUCUCGGCUUAAUCUAAGAUCACCGUCAAUGGGAAAUAUCACAGACACGAUGAAAUCGUCGACGUUACGUAGCCAGGGCUCUGACGAGAAGCCCAAAUUGCCCGACACGCCUACAGACGAGACCCCCGCCAAGGCAAACGUUUCCCGAUCCGCCCCGCCUCCCCCUAUGGACGGAGAAAGCUCAGGCCUAGGUUAUACUGACUCGAACAAGAGCGACUCCGGAAAGUCCGACAAGUCCUCCUUGCCGAAAAAGCGGCGCGCUUACGACAAGACCUAUCGCACUAACGAGCCCUUGCCCAAUGCGCCCGAGGUCGAGUUCCCCGAGAAGCCGUGGGACCUCUCCGAGGAGGACCUGCUCUCAAUAACCUCACCGUCCGACUCCGAGUCGAAUCGCGAGUCGACUCUCACCCGCCCCGCCAAAGACAUCGAGUACGUGAGCAAGCCCCGCCAAACGGGCCGCCACGCGCUCCCGAGCGACUCGGGCUACUCGACCAAGGACGGCUCGGAGGACCCCUACGCGCCCAAGUACGGGGGCCAAUACAGCCCCACCUCGUCCCACUACUCGCCGACUUACUCGGAAAUAUACUCGCCCCCCAUCAGUCCCACCUCGGACAUAAGCCCUCGGAACACUUACAACAACCCCGGCUUGCCGGACGCCCCUAAAAGCGCACCGCCCACCGAAAUCAAAACGUUCACGAUGCCCCCACAGAGAGGGAAGUCCGUGGAGACGCUCAUUGAUCCCCCAGGCGCCGAGGCCCCCACUUUCAGCAGCCGGUCGACCAUGGUG